CCGUUUUGUUCUCUCCCCUUAACUCUCCCUGUGCAACGUGUCUGGGGAGGAGGGGAGGGGGCGGGGAGGGGAAGGCAGGCAAUGGGAGGGGAGGGGAGGGAGGGGCAGCGUGGAGGAGCUGUCCGCCUUGCACGUUUCCAAUCGCAUUACGUGAACAAAUAGCGGAGGGGCAGCGGGGCCAGAACGGCUUGUGUAACUGCAAACUUGUCAGAAAGUUUAAAAAUCUCUCCUCCUUCUUCUACUCCAGACACUGUGCGCUCUCCGGAACCGUCGUGCGCUGCUCCCCGUCGCCUCCCAGGACUGGGAAGGGGGAGAGGAGGACGGUGCCACGUCCGACGGCCGCCGGGGUUGGGGGCAGGGUCUGCCGUUCGCCCUUGGCACGACUCCCUGCGACCCAUCCCCGCGCCUCGCCCUCCCCCUCCCUGCUCGAAGAGGUCUCCCUCCUUCACGGGAUCUGAGUCCCGUCUUCAUUUUUUUUUUCUCCUAGCCACGUCCUCCACGAGAAGGGACAAGCCAGGGAGCACCAUGCGCUUCGCCUGGACCGUGCUCCUCCUGGGGCCGCUGCAGCUGUGUCCCCUUCUCCGCUGCGCCCCGCAGAGCCCGCGUGAGCCGCCCGCCGCCCCGGGUGCCUGGCGCCAGACAAUUCAAUGGGAGAACAACGGGCAGGUGUUCAGUCUGCUGAGCCUCGGGGCGCAGUACCAGCCUCAGCGACGCCGCGACCCCAGCGCCACUGCCCCGAGACCCGACGGCGACGCCGCCUCACAGCCGCGCACGCCCAUUCUGCUGCUGCGUGACAACCGCACCUCUUCUGCCCAUGCGAGGACGUCAAGCCCGUCUGGGGUCGCCACGGGUCGUCCCCGGCCCGCCGCCCGCCACUGGUUCCAAGCUGGUUUCUCGCCGUCGGGGGCUCGCGAUGGAGCCUCACGGCGUGCGGCGAACCGGACUGCAUCGCCACAGCCUCCGCAGCUGAGCAAUCUGAGGCCACCCAGCCACAUAGAUCGCAUGGUGGGCGACGACCCCUACAAUCCCUACAAGUACUCCGACGACAACCCCUAUUAUAACUACUAUGACACGUAUGAGAGGCCCCGGCCCGGGAGCAGGUACCGACCUGGAUACGGCACCGGUUACUUCCAGUACGGUCUCCCGGACCUGGUGCCUGACCCCUACUACAUCCAGGCAUCCACGUACGUCCAGAAGAUGUCUAUGUACAACCUGAGAUGCGCUGCGGAAGAAAACUGCCUGGCCAGUUCAGCAUAUAGGGCGGAUGUCAGAGACUAUGACCACAGGGUACUGCUACGAUUUCCCCAAAGAGUGAAAAACCAAGGGACAUCUGACUUCUUACCAAGCCGCCCUCGGUAUUCCUGGGAGUGGCACAGCUGCCACCAACAUUACCACAGCAUGGAUGAAUUCAGCCACUACGACCUGCUUGAUGCCAACACACAGAGGAGAGUGGCUGAAGGCCACAAAGCAAGCUUCUGUCUGGAGGACACAUCCUGUGACUAUGGAUACCACAGGCGCUUUGCAUGCACCGCACACACACAGGGAUUGAGUCCCGGAUGUUAUGAUACCUAUGCGGCAGACAUAGACUGCCAGUGGAUUGAUAUUACAGAUGUACAACCUGGAAACUACAUUCUAAAGGUCAGUGUAAACCCCAGCUACCUGGUGCCCGAAUCAGACUACAGUAACAAUGUUGUACGCUGUGACAUUCGCUACACAGGACAUCAUGCCUAUGCCUCAGGCUGCACAAUUUCACCGUAUUAGAAAGAGGCCCACCUCCCAAUGGAUAAAGCAGUACCUGGUGGUUGGACAUAUGAAAACCAUAGAUUAGCUUAAGUAGGAAGGAUUUACAUAUUUUAAAAGGCAAACAGAAAACAACAAAGAAGGUUUUGUUUGGACUCUUUCACAACAAAUCACAUAACUGGAUUUUGAGUGUUUAAAUCAGCAUUAAUCUGGCAAAUUUUAAAUACUUAUUCAUGCUGUUUUAUGAAUUAACGGUGUUUCAAUUCUGUGGGUGCAUAGUGGGCUCUUUCAAAGAACUCUGAAUUUCUUAUCUUCUUUUGAAAUUGUAGUGCAAAAGAGAAAAUGAUAUUUUAAUGAGUGGGCCACAAUUUGAACUGAUUAUUUUCUAAAGUGCUGAAAUCAGCGAAACAAUGAUGAUGCGCUUAUAUUUGCCUCAACAUAGACUGAUUUUCUAAACGGUGUUCCUAUUGUGUGAACAGAAAUGGAUAUACGUGGUGCUGAGGAAGGGUCAAACACCUAACUCUUGUAGUCACGAAAGAUAGCUCUACAGCAGAAAGAUGACGAUAUAUGUAUUCAGAUAGUUACAUCCCUAUAUAAAAUUAUGUUUACAUUUUAGAAUUACUAGAUAACUUUCUUUCUGUUAAUUGCUUAAUUUCUCUCUGACUUGAGUCAACUUCUGUUUUGGAGUGAAUUAGAUAAUUCCAAAUUCCUGUUUGAUACUUGUCGCUAUUCCCCCCUGUCCCACUAUGCUUAGUUUUUCUGUGGACAGAAAUGUUUAAUGUGGCAGUCUUUACAUUACUAUUGUGAAGUUUAGAGAAGUCCUUCCGAUGACAGGUGUGAUAAACGGGAAGCUAACAUGCUCUGUGCGUAUUUUACUGUUAGCUGGAAUUAAGUCACUGCUGACACAGCAAUUAUACAAUGAAUCUCUAAUAUCACAAGCAUCUUUCAAAUACUGUAAAAAAAACAAAAUACUGGAAAACCUUUUUAAUUUUUUUUCAACUCUACUACACUUCUGAAAUGUUCAGCUAUUAGGGGGAAUGUUAAAUUUAUAUAUAUAAAACCACCAUAAUAGAUGACCUACUGGGUGCAGUGCAGGGCCAUCAUCCUAGACUCUUCAGGAAUUAGUUGUACACUUUUUUUGCGUAUUUACAAAAUCCAACCCAAAUUAGCGAAGCACAUAGCAUUGCAUACUUGAGAGGUUGGCGAGCAAGAGAAAAUCAGGUCCUUUCUGCAAAAACAAGGACUGUGCGCCACAAUGAGACCGCUGUGACCUUACUUAAAACUGUGAAACUGUGUACAGCAGUAGAAUUUGGAGACUCUUAAAUUCAGAAGGUGCAGAAAGAAAUAAAGUUAGACUUUUCUUGGUGCUUACGCUGAAGUUUUCUUUCAUUUACCAGCAUUAAAAUCUCAAGUAAGGUAUCUCCUGUGCCAGAACGUGUCAGGUAGACCUUUCUAAGUGAGCUGGAAUCCUGUCUUAUGUGUCAUAGAGUUGUAAGAGCUACAGUUACUAAUCAUCAUACUGAAUACACACUGCGGCAGAGCAAGUGGUGGGAGGGACCAGAGAUGGGCAGUCGCCAGGGGCGGACAGUGCGGUACACAUAAUUCUCAUCCACCUGAAAGCACACUCACACAUAAGCGAAUACAGACAGAACUUUGAUUGAGCUGGUGUCUUAUCGAUAGGAUUGCUUCUUUGAUGUACCUCUUUGCCCUAGCUAGCAUUUCAGUUUUGAUACUGUAGAAUGAUCCUUUCAAAUUAUAAUCAUUCUGAUAGAGAUAUUUUAAUAUACGUGCUUUUAAAAACAAAACAGAAACUACUGUCAGUAUGAAUACUGAGCCACACUGGCAUGCCUAGAUUUAACACCUUGUUUUACUAAGAUUUUUAACUAUAAAAAUAAUGUGGCUUUUAGAUAUGUAGAAUAAUAAUUUCAAUGAGACCGUUAUCUCUUUACUCAACAUUAUGUUAGAGACAGUAUAAGCCAGGCACUUACCUGCUACACAUUGGAAAAUAAAGUGACUGUCCCCAACCUUAGUAAGUAUGAAAAUUAGGCUCACCUUUUUCAUUCUUAACUGGUAAAAGUGUGUCUACAGAAUUUAAAAUUUAAGUACUACUAUCUGUCAUGGCCAUUUUUUAUUUUCCAAAUAUUAAGUUAAAAGUUAUUAAUGAUAUACAUGUAUGUAUUUCUAAUAAUUAAAAUGCCUUUCAAAUCCAUGGAAUGUCUUCCUUUUAAAUGUAAUUUGUCCUUUUUGUUUGAUUUUUUUUCAUUUAAGUGGCUGUUUAUUUGUAAACAUAUCUUUUCUUUCAACGAUUUAAAAAUACUUUAAAACCUAAAUUUAAGCAUUUCCUAUCUUUGACCCUUGGGAAUCUGUGUAGAAUAAUGAUAAAAAUCCCAAGCUUGUCUAACCAAACUCUAAAUUUUUAGAAGUACUAAGUGAGAAUGACACAAAGAUCACCAAGGAUUGAAAAGAAGCUGGGCUUUUUACACUAACAAAGGCCAUGAAGGAAUGGGAGACAGCAUAGUUAAGUGUACUCUUUGACAUCUGAGUAGUAUCAUGAUAUGGAGCCUGCAGACUCCAUCUCCAGUGGGACCAUGGUAUAGCUUGCCUAGUUCCAGAAAAUUUUCUUCACAUUUUAUGUAAGAAUUUAAUUACAAUUUCCACCGAAUUAUUCCUUAGGCAUUCUUUGUAACAGUAGUGUGUUGCUCUUUAAAAUAUUAACGUUAGACACAUGUGUGAACAUCAUUCUCUAUGUUCACUAAAAUUUCCUCCCCCCUGAUCAUUAAUCUUCAGCAGAUUUUAUGAAAGUACUGAAUUCUUAGUCACAAAGUAUUCUAGAAAUAAUUUUGCUAACAGUAUAUUAAGUAAUAAAACUACCCACUUUGUGUAUGCUUCAUUUUUUAAUUCACAUAGACAGUAUUUUUAAAAAUCAAUGGCUUAAAUUUUAUUCUGAGUUACUCAGAGUCCUAGCCAACCUUUGAACACAGAUUUUGUUAGCCUUCAAAUUUAAACGGUGCUGAAUUGUCUUAACUUGAAUGUAAAAUGGAUUAAGGCUUAGCUCAUGGGAUACAAACAUUUAAUGUAUGACUGCUUUCUGUGUGCUAGGGGACACGUCAUUUGCUGUUAAAUUGUCCAUAAUAAAGUUCAGUUUCUCCCA
This is a messenger RNA of Grammomys surdaster, 4891 nucleotides long. Its product is annotated as protein-lysine 6-oxidase. Gene Ontology annotation, biological process: peptidyl-lysine oxidation. Lineage: Eukaryota; Metazoa; Chordata; Mammalia; Rodentia; Muridae. Gene Ontology annotation, molecular function: copper ion binding; protein-lysine 6-oxidase activity. The transcript is spliced from 7 exons. The record is from RefSeq and is a predicted model, not a curated record. Bases 526 to 1761 code for a protein of 411 amino acids.